AUGACAUGCAUUACAGUAUCAAAUCCUGUCGUGGUACCUGCCGUGGGAAAUGCUUUACCAGACGAUCCCUUCUGGCUCCAGGAGAUUAGGCAUCAAGGAUCAGCACCAUUCUCCUCCAGCCCGAGCACAUACAAAGUAUUUCGCAACGUCAAGGACUAUGGAGCUACUGGAAAUGGCAUUGCCGAUGAUACCGUUGCCAUCAACUCAGCGAUUUCAUCAGGCGGGCGCUGCGGUGGCGGUAAUUGCUCUUCGUCAACCACUACUCCAGCAGUGGUUUACUUUCCCUCUGGAACAUAUAUCGUGUCAGCCCCCAUCAUUGCGUAUUACUAUACCGUGAUUAUAGGGGAUGCCAGAAAGCCACCAACCAUCCGUGCUGCCCCAAACUUUGCGGGUAUUGCGGUUAUCGGCGGUAAUCAGUGGUAUGUCAAUCAGAAUAACUUCCAUCGUUCAGUGCGCAAUCUCGUGAUCGACCUUACGCAUAUGCCCGCUUCUGCUACCGCUACGGGCCUUCACUGGCAAGUAUCGCAAUGUACAUCACUAAUGAAUAUUGUGGUCGAAAUGUCCACCCAAAGCGGAAAUAUGCAUCAAGGAAUCUUUAUGGAAAAUGGAAGUGGUGGAUUUAUGGGAGAUAUGGUUUUUAAUGGGGGGCGUUUCGGUAUAUGGGUUGGAAAUCAACAGUUCACCGUUCGCAACAUCGUUGUAAAUAACGCAAGAACAGCCGUAUAUGGAAUGUGGAAUUGGGGAUGGACUUUUCAGGGAAUCACUAUCAACAACUGUCGGGUUGGGUUUGAUCUGGCAACCGGAGGUCGCUCAGCCAAUAAUCAGACUGUCGGUGCCGAAGCUAUCAUCGAUGCUGUCGUUACGAAUACUCCAAUAUUUGUACGCUGUUCUACUCUCAGUAAAAACAGACUGGCGGGAUCACUUGUCCUAAAUAAUAUCUCGCUCAAAAAUGUUCCUGUGGCCGUUGGCAUAGUUGGGGGUGCAAUUGUCCUUGCCGGAGGUACAAUGAUCAUCAGCUCCUGGGGCCAAGGUAAUAUCUACUCUGGAGGAAAUACCAACAGCACUUUCGUGCAGGGCAGUAUUCAUUCAGCAUACAAAGAUUCAAGUUUACUUGAUAGCUCCGGAAAGAUCUUUGGGAAAACUCAUCCACAGUACAUUGAUUAUUCUGCGGAUCAAUUUGUGAGUGUCAAGUCGCAUGGUGCAAAAGGUGAUGGAGUAUCGGACGACACAGAAAUUAUCAAUACUAUAUUUGCAGAGUAUUCCGGCCGUUACAUCAUCUUCUUCGACGCUGGUGUAUACAAGGUCACUUCAACCAUCAACAUUCCUCCAGGCAGCCGAGUUGUAGGUGAAGCUUGGUCCGUUAUCAUGGGCGGCGGCCCCUACUUCCAAGACCAACACGAUCCACACGUCGUCGUACAAGUCGGUAGUAAGGGAUCUGAAGGAAUCAUAGAAAUAACGGAUAUUGUUUUCGCGACCCGAGGUCCAGCUCCAGGGGCCAUCGUCGUGGAAUGGAACGUACACGAACCACUUGGUCAACACGGUGCAUGUGGAAUGUGGGAUACGGCGGGCACGAAUCUUGAGCUUGCGCAGUGUCCCAAAGGAGCGGUUAAUAGCAAUUGCUUUGCUGCGUUUCUUGCGCUCCAUCUGACUACUAAGUCGACGGCUUAUCUGGAGGGUACUUGGGUCUGGGUUGCAGAUCAUGACCUUGACGGCGAUGGCAGCUCUCAAUUAAACAUAUUUAGCGGACGAGGUAUCUUAUCUGAAUCCGCCGGCCCUGUUUGGAUGAUAGGCACAGCUGAGCAUCACGUUCUUUAUCAAUAUAGCUUAGUUGGAGCAAAAAACCAUUAUAUGGGACUGAUACAAACCGAAACUCCUUAUUUUCAACCGAAACCUGCUCCUCCUAUGCCCUUCGUUCGCAACCCACAAUAUCAUGACCCCCCUUUGGACCCCAAAAAGGAUAUGGCAUGGGCUUUAUGGGUGCAAUCAUCUGAAAAUAUCGUUAUUUUUGGGGCUGGGCUAUAUAGCUUUUUUAAGAACUAUAGCCAAGAUCGUUUAGCUAGUCAUUCUUGUCAAGAACACAUCGCCAAUAUUGACUCGACUUCAUCAGUUGUGGUGUAUAGCCUUUCGACUCUUGGAUCGAUAUAUCAGAUCAGUAUGAAUGGAAAAGGUGUUGCAAGAUGGGGUGAUAACGUCAACGGUUUUGCCUCCACAGUGACUCUCUGGAAACCAGUUUAA
Molecule: messenger RNA, 2235 nt
Organism: Serpula lacrymans var. lacrymans S7.9
Lineage: Eukaryota; Fungi; Basidiomycota; Agaricomycetes; Boletales; Serpulaceae
Product: glycoside hydrolase family 55 protein
Exons: 20
Coding region: 1-2235 (744 amino acids)
Molecular function (GO): polygalacturonase activity
Source: RefSeq, a predicted model, not a curated record